AUGCUGUACAAGCCGGCUGCUCUGCCCAAACUCCACGUUCGCGUCCCCGUCGUCCCAGACAUCAGCGCCCGCUUUGCUUUGCCCUACAGCAACAAUACCACCACUCCAACUACAAACGGCUAUUACUACUACCAGAGCAAAGGCGGUCAACGCUCGCCCUACUCGGCUUCUUCCUCCAAACCCGCCAAUCGCUGCGUCAGUUGGAGCCCCUCACAAGCCAUCCCAGAGGGUCACUACUCCAAAGGAUUCACCCUCACGACCUUCCAAAAGGUUGCCGACAAACAUCAUCACCCCCCCUCUACUCCUUCUUCCUCAGCCGCCUCAUCGUUCUCUUCUUCGUCAGCGUCAUCCCAUACAGAAACAGCAUCAUCGUCCCUCAAACGGUCGAACACCAGUCACCCGCAACGAAGAGUGUCAACGACCCUCACGCCCUUCCAACGACUCGUCGGUCGCUCCAAAUCACUCAGGGUCAAAACGCCCGCUGCGCUCAUCAACGGCAUCAUCAUGGAGACUGAGAACCCUCUUCUCCCCUCAGAGGGCUUUACCACCUUCCACACCGCACUUGUCUCUUCCCCUACCACCACCAACACCCCUCACGCCAUCAAUAUCACCAACAACAACACCAACACCAACAAAAGCAACAACAAUAAUAGUAACCGACCAAAAAUUGUCAGCCCGCGCCUUAGCAAGAUCAUACACUCCUACGAAACCAGACCAUCAGCAGGAGGAGAAGGAGGAGUAGGAGACAAGAACUCUCCCGGAGAUGCUUCUAAACAUAGCAAUACUAUUCAGUCCCAAGACAGCAGGAACACCGCCCUUUUUGUCAGCAUCAACAGCAACAAGACUCACAUCCUUACAAGUGUGAAUGGACUAGAGUCAGAAAGGGGGGUACCGACUAUCAUCCCAACGACCCCAACUACGACCAAGACAGCGAACAACACGCCCACUACUCCUCCUGCGAGCACUACUACCGUCACCGCCACCACUCCUACUUCCGGCGGCAAGAAACUUCCAUCCCAACCCAACAGCUUCAACAACAACCAUAACAAAGGUACCAGCUAUUCAAAGACCGAGUCUGCUGCCAAAGCAGUCAUAGUAAGCGAUCCACAAACAACCAAAGCGGGAUUGUCAGUGUCUGUGGACACCAACAAGCCGUCGAUUGCGAACAUGUGCGUGGGCCCAUGUAAGCCUCUUUGGCAGCAUACGCGCACCAACGCUGAUCAAAUCCGUGCACUCGGGCUCACGACUAAAGAGAUCCAAAAACAGGAGACAAUCUUUGAACUCAUCUACACCGAAUCAGAGUACCUCGACGACCUCAAGAACAUGCACAAGCUCUUUGUUGAGGAACUGAAUGUCAAGAUGGCAGAGGCACGGAGGAAGAAGCGAUCGAGCCCCGACAAGGCGGACGUGAAGUUGUACGAGAGACUUGCCCGCUUGCUCUCUCACAUCAAGGAUCUAUGGAACGGACACCAGUCGUUAUUGCGCUCGUUGCAGAACAAACAGGAGAGCGAAUCGCCAGUUGUGGAGGAUAUUGGCAGUGUUUUCGAGAGUUUCUACAUGUUUACGAUCUACGACUCGUACUUUGCUCAGUACACUACUUCGUCGCGCGACUUUCAACACAUCUCUACCGGGAACUCUGAGCUUUGUCUGAUCAUUCGGAACCUCCUCAAGGCCCCAGUCUGCAAGUCUCUGUCGAUGGAAGGCAUAUUUCUCAAACCCAUCCAGCGUCUCCAAAAAUACCCAUUGUUCUUUAAGGAUUUGAUGAACUUGACGCCAAAGGAUGACCCAGAUUACGCUCAGCUGGAACACGCCCUUAGCAAUCACCAAAAGGGCCUGACCAAGAUUGACGAUCGGAUAUGGGUUGAGGAGCACAAUGAGAUGUUGAAGGAUCUUCAGCAGCGAAUCAAAGGACUACCUUCAAAUUUCUCACUUGUUGAAAAACAUCGCUACUUGAUCCUGGAUGGCCCUGUCUACCGCGUCGCCACUCGCCAGUCAAGCAAGUUCUCGUUCGGGAAGCAUAGCAGUCACAAGUCCGAGGGUUACGGAUUGCCCAUUUCUUCGUCUAUGGAAUGGCGCGACCGGUUCAAGACGCCAGGACUGGGCUUUGACGCGGGAGAUGAUGCAGCACCAAUUCUCAUCCAUCGACCCAGUCAAUUGGACUACCAUCAUCAGCACGCCAAGCCAGCCUUCUCGCCCACCCCUCCUUCAUCGCUGGCCUCUUCGGCGUCGUCGUCUCAGUCCGGUCUGGCAUCGCCAACAACGCUGUCAUCACCCUUUCCAAGCGGCAACAAGUUGUUUACUCCUAGAGCCAAGAGCUAUAUCGACCCUCAGCACUAUGACAGUUUCCAGAAAUCAGGCUUUCCAUACCAGAGCCCAUCCUCCCCACCUUCCGCAACAACACUCCACUCCCUCUCAUCCGCCCCAAGUCCAAUCCCGAUCCCCAACAACUCUCCACCCAAACAACUUUCGGUGUCACAAUUGGUCUCGCAUUACAACUUCAACCUCUCGUCCAGUUUCUCUAACUUUACGAGCAUUGGUGGAGCGGGCCAUCCUCGUAACACAUCCUCGUCGGCUCUGCAUUUACCGGGGAUGAUCAAGAAUUCGACGGAUAUUGAGGCCGAGUAUCAUGUGUUUGUGUUUACGGAUAUUGUACUAUGGACCAAGCGGGUGAUGAGUCGGUAUCAUCGGAAGGAGGGUGUUCCCUGGAACUUUAAGCUUGUCGAGCCUGUCUCUCGCCUCACCAGUGUGUGCAACACUAGCGAAGACAAUGUGUUUAUGUGCACGUCGUCGGUCGGUGUCAUCCCUGUGCCUUUCUCCGGCGGCCAGAAACGUGAAGGAGUCGAUCAUGGACCAGUCAAGAUCAUCGAGUUUGGACUCUUGGACCAACUCAAAGAACUCGGCUGGAUCGUCCACUUUGACGGCCACCGUGACUACACCCAACUCCGCCCUGCCUCCGACCCGCCUGUGGGAAAACUGUUGAACACCCGUUACGUCUCUGCGGUCACAGAAUCGGUCGCAAAUUCUGUCCAGGCUCAACUGGAGAGGGGUUCGUUGGCGUUGACAUUGGGUGGGGACCAUUCGGUUGCUCUGGGAACUUUUUCGGGCACUGCGCGCGUUCAUCCGGAUGCCGCCCUCAUCUGGGUUGACGCCCAUGCUGAUAUCAACACGCCAGAGUCGACAGACAGCGGAAACAUCCACGGCUGCCCAGUCUCGUUCCUCCUCGGGAUUGCAGGACACGUCCAAGAACUUUCCUGGGUCAAACCUUGCCUCACCCCGGACCGACUCGUCUAUAUUGGCCUCCGCGACAUCGACGCAGGCGAGAAGAAGAUCCUAAAACAACACGGGAUCAAGGCCUUCUCGAUGCACGAGGUCGACAAGUUUGGGAUCGCAAAAGUCGUCCAGAUGGCCAUCGACCAUGUGUCCCCUAAUUGUUCCCGACCGAUUCAUUUGAGUUUCGAUGUCGAUGCGAUGGAUCCCUCAGUUGCGCCUUCGACGGGAACGCCUGUGAGAGGGGGAUUGACGUUUAGGGAGGGGCAUUAUAUCUGUGAGGCGGUUCAUGAGACGGGGUGUUUGGUCGCUAUGGAUCUGAUGGAGGUUAAUCCGACGUUGGAGGAUGAUGAGUCUGUUUUCCAGACGGUUACUAUUGGAUGCUCGUUGGUCCGCUGUGCUCUGGGCGAGACCCUUUUGUGA
Linnemannia hyalina is the source of this 3690-nucleotide messenger RNA. NCBI's taxonomy places the organism in Eukaryota, Fungi, Mortierellomycota, Mortierellomycetes, Mortierellales, Mortierellaceae. The record is from the annotation of a GenBank genome assembly.